UGUUGUUACUCGAAAAUAUUCCCAUGGCUAAGUUCAAAGUUCUCAAUGCAGUUUUCUUCGUGCUAUUGAGUGCAGGUGUAUGUGUUGCGAGCAGAGCACUCCUUUCACAUGAAGAGGAUGCCGUUGCUGGCUACGUUCAUGGAGGCAUCGGUGUUGAUAUUGGUGGCAAUGUAGCUGGAGGACAUGGUGGUGGUGGAGGUUCUGGUGGAGGUGGCGGCUAUGUAGGGUCGAAUGGUUAUGCAGGUGGUGCAGGAAGUGGACGGGGUAGUGGUGGUGGAUAUGGUGCUGGAGGGGGAGAAAAUGGUGCUGUUGCCGGUGGUGGCGGUGCAGGUGGAGGAAAUGGUGGUGGAGGUGGCUAUACUGCAGGAGGAGAGCAUGGUGGUGGAUAUGGAGGUGGAGGAGGUGAAGGUGGGGGUGCAGGAGGAGCAAAUGGUGGUGGUGGGGGUGGUGGAGCAGGUGGUGGAGGUGGCGGCGGCGGUAGUGCGGGAAAAGUGGGCGGAUAUGGUGAAGGUGAAGGAGGCGGCAGUGGCGGAGGGUAUGGUGCUGGCGGAGAACAUGGUGGUGCAUACGGUGGUGGGGGUGGACAUGGUGGUGGUGGAGGAGGUGGUUAUAAUGGAGGAGCCGAAGGUGGUGGAUAUGGCAGUGGAGGGGGUGCCGGAGGUGGUGCAGGAGGAGCUCACGGUGGAGCAUAUGGUGGCGGUGAAGGAGGUGGUGCUGGUGGUGGAGGCGGCUAUGCUGCUGGAGGUGAACAUGCAGGAGGGUACGGAGGAGGAGCCGGGGGUGGCGAACGUGGUGGACAUGGUGGCUAUGCCCGUUGAGCGUAAACAAACACCCACAGUCUAAUCCACUCGAGUAUCAAAAAUAAUCUCUUUUACGUACUUGUUAAGUAAUUAAUCUCUCAUGGUGGCUAUGCCUUUGGGUUGUUGGGCUAUCGCUGAUUUUCUGGUCUGGAUCCUCUAUAAGAAUAUGCUAUGAUAACGAUAAUGAUGCCUAAAUUGUGUAUUGCGUGAAACCAACUAUGUGUACGGAACACCAUCAAGAACUGCGUUAAUUUGUAUUCUUCUUUCAAUUAAUGACUAAAUUAAGAUAAAUAAGUGUACGUGUU
Messenger RNA from Coffea arabica (coffee), 1105 nucleotides. RefSeq lists its product as uncharacterized. The record is from RefSeq and is a predicted model, not a curated record. NCBI's taxonomy places the organism in Eukaryota, Viridiplantae, Streptophyta, Magnoliopsida, Gentianales, Rubiaceae.